GCACCUACCAACAAUCACUACCCCCCAAUCUAUGCCCCAAAACCCCAUCCACACAUCACUCAAAAUCCCAUUUCAGUUGCCAUCUCAAUCAAAUCCAUCCACAUUGCCCUUGAAACACACAAACAAAUCUGAUUUUUGGGGUGCUGGAAGUGGAAAUGAUGCCUUCACUUUCACAGAUUAGGCCUCUCUCCUGCUUGCAAGGACACAACUUCCAACAUGGAGGAGAGUUGGGAUAAAAACCAAUGGUUGGGUGAGGGACUUUGAGUCCUCACAUGACAGUAGAAGCUAAAGGCUAAAGCUGAGUUUUUGAUUUCUCUGUUUGGUGUUUUCCAAUUUUUUUUUUUUAUCACUCUCUCUUGAUCAGGAAGGGGGGACCACCUUUUUGAGCUUUCUGCCCUAAUUUUUUCUUUUUCUACCUCCAAAGUUCCAUUUUUUAUCCCUUCUUCUCCCACCUCCACCUCAUUCUCUUAUGGUAAGAAAUAUAUAAUAGAAGAAGAAACUGAGACUCUGUGAGUGGAUGGAAAUCAAUCACAUAAGACACUGUUUUGCAUCUCUGUUCUUCUCACCACUCCACCAAAGGUCCCUUCUGUAGCUGUUUGGCUGUUGUAUACCCCUUGCUGUGGACCUCCAUUGUUGUACCCUUCUUGUGUUUUUUUCUGGAAGCAUUGGCAUAUUCUAUGUCCUCUAUUAGGGUUUUGCAAACCCUAGUGCCCUUGCAAUGGUGACAACUGAUCGUUGCUUACUAUAAUUCUCCUCCUGCCAAUGAUAUUCGUGUCAUCGAUGUUUCUCAUACCAUCAAGUUGAUAAGGAUGAAGAGUUUGACCUGCUAAUCUCAUGUUUCAAAUAGCCAAACAAUUUCUGACAUAAAUAGAUGGUAUCAGAAAACUUCGUGAAACCAUCAGCAUCUGGUUUCAUACAGCAUUGUGCCGUAGCCAACUAGCCAUGGAUGAUCAUUCAGUUCACUCCGAGGAUCUCUCCCCCGCUUUGCAGUUCGACGGAAGGAACCAAAAUAAUUUUGUUCAGCUUGAUAGUUCAGUUACAGGACAAUUGUAUAGACCGAUCGAUCUUGUUCAUAAUCGAGCAUGUGAGUAUCCUGACAACAGUGGAAGGAUACGCGCAAUGCAUCUUCAAACUGCAGAAGGCAAUGAUUACCGAGGCUUAUGUUACGGGCAGGAUAACGGACUUUCAUUGACUCUUGGUUCGUGUGCAUUGUCUGACAUGGUAAAUGCAUAUCAGUAUAAGCAGAAAGGUAUGCAAGGAAACAUGAUAUGUUCGAGUUAUAUAACUGCUCGAGAUGAUCUCACAGACUCUUGUUGUCUGUCUGCUAGACAUAUGAGGGAUGAAUACAUGUCUUGUGCUGAUGAAACAGCAAAUGGCGAUUACAGUUCGAACCAAUCCAGUAAUCUACCUAAUAGUAUUGUGUAUUAUGCUGCUAGCAUUCAGAGUUCUCGGUACUUGAAGCCGAUGCAGCAGUUGCUCGAUGAAGCUGUAUGUGUGAGCAAUGGGGUAGAGUUAGAGUCUGAUAAGCAGUCGAGAAAGAUUUUUUUAGCUCGAAUGUCUCUCGGAAAUGCUGCUAGAAUUAGAGAAUGGGUGAAUGUUCAUGAUGAUCAUUUAUCGUCUCAUGAGAAGCAUGAUGUUCAGAUUAGGAUCAACAAACUUGUUCAUCUGUUAGAUGAGCUUGAGAGCAGAUAUGAGCAGUAUUUUCAUCGAAUGGACAAUGUAAUAUCAUCAUUUGAAAUGAUAGCAGGAAGAGGAGCUGCAACUUCAUACAUUGCUCUCACCAUCCAAGCAAUGUCUCGGCACUUUAUCAACCUAAGAGACGCAAUAAUUGCCCAAAUUCAUGCUUCAAGACAUCAGUUUCUAGCUGAAGGUUCACUGAGAAACCAACCUACAUUGUCUCAAAAUGAAGUGAUGGACCAAAACACAAGACAAGCAAAAGAUUCACUUCAUCGUCUCGGCAUGAUCCAAGUUCGCCAAGUUUGGAGGCCACUGAGAGGUUUACCAGAGAAUUCAGUUGCUCUUCUUCGAGCUUGGCUUUUCGAGCAUUUCCUCCACCCUUAUCCUAACGAGCACGAGAAACUCAUGCUGGCUUCCAAGACAGGCCUUACUAAAAAUCAAAUUUCAAACUGGUUCAUAAACGCUCGAGUUCGUCUUUGGAAGCCGAUGAUUGAAGAAAUGUACAGGGAAGAAAUUGCGGAGGAUUCAAGAGAUUCUAUUUCUUCCUAAACAUGAUUACUACUUGAUAAAUGAAUUCUGAUGGAAGUAAAGCAGUAAAAAUUGUAGGAUGAAUUGGAGUGAUCAUUACUCAUAAAGAUCAAUUUCUUCGUAUUAAUAGAUCUCUCUGAUUCCCUGCUAUAUCUCUGUAUCAAUUCCCAUAAACUACUUAGUUUUAAUUUGAUAUUUUGAUCCAUUUUGUAAAGAGCCUUAAAU
Messenger RNA from Dioscorea cayenensis subsp. rotundata (Guinea yam), 2430 nucleotides. Its product is annotated as BEL1-like homeodomain protein 11. Lineage: Eukaryota; Viridiplantae; Streptophyta; Magnoliopsida; Dioscoreales; Dioscoreaceae. The coding region runs from base 943 to 2226 and encodes 427 amino acids. Gene Ontology annotation, molecular function: RNA polymerase II cis-regulatory region sequence-specific DNA binding; DNA-binding transcription factor activity, RNA polymerase II-specific. The transcript is spliced from 6 exons. The record is from RefSeq and is a predicted model, not a curated record. Gene Ontology annotation, biological process: regulation of transcription by RNA polymerase II.